This is a messenger RNA of Paramecium sonneborni, 517 nucleotides long. NCBI's taxonomy places the organism in Eukaryota, Ciliophora, Oligohymenophorea, Peniculida, Parameciidae. The record is from the annotation of a GenBank genome assembly.
AGUGAGGAUGGAUUAAUGAAUGGAAAUUGGAUUGAUUUGGAUGAUAUGUAUUUAGGGUAUUUAAUAUUUUAUUAAUAAUAAGUUUUUUGUCGUUAUAAUUUGUGGGAUAAUAUAAAAAUGGAAAAAAAGUUGGAAAAUGGGAUAUCAAAUUCCAAACAGAAAAAGAUCUUUAUCAUUAUUAAUUGAUGUAAGAAAUUAAAAUUUUUAUUUAGAGGAGGAGGAGAAUAUGAUAAUAAUGAAAUCAGAAUAGGAAAAUGGACUGAUUUAGUUGAGAUAUUUAAAAAGUUUAAAUUAAAUUAGAUGAUUUUAUAGUGUCAAGGAAACUAUUAUUCAAGUUGGUUUUUAUAAAAAUGACGAAAAAGAAGGUUUUUGGGAUAUUAUGAAAAGAGUUAACGAUAACUAAAAAUUUUAAUUAAUGUAAUAAAAGGAAUUAUUAAUUAGGGGCUAGGAAAAUUUAAAUAAGAAAUAUUUUUUGCAUAAAAUUUUAUUAUCUUAAUAGUCUAAGUUAAAAUUAUGA